Messenger RNA from Nematostella vectensis (starlet sea anemone), 1171 nucleotides. Its product is annotated as leucine-rich repeat-containing protein 72. The transcript is spliced from 8 exons. The record is from RefSeq and is a predicted model, not a curated record. Bases 41 to 877 code for a protein of 278 amino acids. NCBI's taxonomy places the organism in Eukaryota, Metazoa, Cnidaria, Anthozoa, Actiniaria, Edwardsiidae.
AGCGGUCUGUUCGUUGCUAUAACAACUUCACAUUAACAAAAUGGCGGCUCGGUCAGAACAAGAGGUCGAAGAUCAGCUAAAGAAGCGCAAAAUUGGCAAGGAUAAAGAUGUUGUUGAGUUGUAUUUGGCUCAUAGGGGAUUGGAAUCCAUGCACGAUUUAAAGAGAUUUAGGAAUCUUCAGAGAAUAUGGCUUAACGGAAAUAAGUUCCGCCGACUAGGAUGCUUUCAAUCAAACUUCUACCUGACUGAAGUGUACCUACAGGACAACAUGCUGAUUGAGGUGAACGGCUUGUUGCGUCACUUGACGUGUCUAGAGGUACUCAUGCUUAAUGGAAAUCAACUGACCAAACUGACGGAUGUAGUGCAUGAGCUAAGAGCUAUGCAGAGACUUCAUGACCUCAAUUUAUUUAAUAACCCACUUGCCCAGGACUACGAUUACCGUUCAUAUGUCAUUCAUCGCAUCAAGUCACUGAAAAUACUUGACAGAAGAGAAGUACUUCAGGCAGAAAGAAUAAAAGCUCAGAAAAAGUACGAGCCAGACAGAGAGAUGGUCAAAGAGACUGUGUCAUUUGGGCGACGAGUAGAUGGUCCUCCACAGAAAGUCUUUUAUCCUCCUUCCUCUGCAACCUUUGCAAGUCCUGACACUGAUAAUGUGAGGUUAAGCCGCCCAUCACCACAGCAACCUUCAAGUGCCUCCCAGGCUGAAACCUCAAGUGGCAAGGAAGCACUUGAGUCGGCUAUUGAGGACCGCAGCCUUCGGAGAUCCAUAGUACAGUACUCAACAUUUGAUUGGUCUUCCGUACAGCUCUCGGAAGAUAAGCGCCUAGGCCGAGAACCUGCCGAACAGCCAAGAAUACUCACGGUUCGCUUCCGAUGAUAGUUAGUGGAGGACUUGCUGAAGAUACAGUCCUUUUCCAAUGACAGCUUGUCUCCAAAGAAAGGGAGUAGCUGACUUAUUUAAGAUUUUAGGGACGCGGACAGCUAGGGAUAUUUUUAAAAAAAAAUCUAUUUUACACGCUAGAGUGAGAGUUUUUGGAUUACUCAUCUGAUGACAGAGAUAGCAUAUUGUAUUUCCCACAGAAAGAAUGAAAAAAGGUAUACUCCUUGUUCGAUGUAUAAUAGCACAACCUAUUAUUAUAUAACAAUUGUAGAAGUAAAUGUAUAUAUAGAA